Molecule: messenger RNA, 131 nt
Organism: Ruditapes philippinarum (Manila clam)
Lineage: Eukaryota; Metazoa; Mollusca; Bivalvia; Venerida; Veneridae
Product: ovostatin homolog 1-like
Molecular function (GO): endopeptidase inhibitor activity
Source: RefSeq, a predicted model, not a curated record
AUGAGAGGUGGAUCAAGAUUACCAAAGAUUUUACCGAAAGAAAAUAGCAAACAGGACCCUGGAUUGUCCCUUGAAGAAAUUGUGAGAAGUAAGUUUCCUGAUACCUGGCUAUGGGACGAAUAUGAUAUUGG